AUGCCUCCCGCGGCCACGCCUCCACCCGGGAAGUCAUAUAAACGGCUGGCAGCGCCCGCGCGCUCACUUCGCAGCAACCCCGGAUCCGCGUUCAUCUAAGUCUCCUCGGAUUAACUUCGAGGGGGAUUUUGCAAUCUUCUUUUUUCCCCUGCUUUUUUCUUGGGAAGUCCUACCGCCUUCGGAAGGCCUCGGACACUUCAGGUCGCACGGGAAGGAUUUUGUCUCUUGGAUUCGGAUCUGGACUGUAAUUUCUCGUGGGGAAUCUUCCGUGGGGGUCUGCUGUGGAGUGUGACUGCAUCAUGACCCUGGAAGAGCUGGUGGCGAGCGACAACGCGGUUCAGAAGAUGCAGGCGGUGACUGCCGCGGUGGAGCAGCUGCUGGUGGCAGCGCAGCGUCAGGAUCGCCUCACCGUGGGGGUGUACGAGGCGGCCAAACUGAUGAAUGUGGACCCCGACAGCGUGGUCUUGUGCCUCCUGGCCAUAGACGAAGAAGAGGAGGAUGAUAUCGCUCUACAGAUUCACUUCACCCUGAUUCAGUCGUUCUGCUGCGACAAUGACAUUGACAUCGUCCGGGUAUCGGGCAUGCAGAGGCUGGCGCAGCUCCUGGGGGAGCCGGCAGAGACACUGGGCACAACCGAGGCCCGAGACCUACACUGUCUCCUGGUCACGAACUGUCAUACAGAUUCCUGGAAAAGUCAAGGCUUGGUGGAGGUGGCCAGUUACUGUGAAGAGAGCAGAGGCAAUAACCAAUGGGUCCCCUAUAUCUCUCUGGAGGAACGCUGAGACCCACUCCAAACAUCUAAAGCAACUGUUGAGUUGCUGUCCCCUAAAAAAAGUAAAUAAAAUACAUAUUUGACAGCCCC
Mastomys coucha (southern multimammate mouse) is the source of this 862-nucleotide messenger RNA. It is a transcript of the gene Gadd45b, whose product is annotated as growth arrest and DNA damage inducible beta. Gene Ontology annotation, cellular component: cytoplasm; nucleus. The record is from RefSeq and is a predicted model, not a curated record. Lineage: Eukaryota; Metazoa; Chordata; Mammalia; Rodentia; Muridae. The transcript has 4 exons. Gene Ontology annotation, biological process: regulation of cell cycle. Bases 300 to 782 code for a protein of 160 amino acids.